Molecule: messenger RNA, 895 nt
Organism: Mya arenaria
Lineage: Eukaryota; Metazoa; Mollusca; Bivalvia; Myida; Myidae
Exons: 2
Coding region: 43-792 (249 amino acids)
Source: RefSeq, a predicted model, not a curated record
AUUUUAUCAUCAAUGGUGGAUUAGGGAGCAAAUGCAACAAAAAUGACGAUUCUCUUCAGCAGCUCGGGACGCCCCUACUGUUCAACCGAUGCCAAAGUGCAAGCUGUCUUACCCCAACUGUCUGAAAUUAGACUCGUCGCCUUAACUAAACAACUCGCGAGAAAUCGAAAACAGCUAUAUUUAGAACAGGGCAAUGCCAUUACUGAAUUAGGGAGAUCAAAACAUCAUAUUGACAGAGAACGUAAACUUGCAUAUGACCGACUUUCUUACAUCAGCGGACCUUUUAAAAAGUCACUGUUUAAUGUCAAAGGUGUGCAAAAGUGCUUAGAAAGGCGAAAAACUGACCUGAUGCUGGUUGAAACACCGAAAAUGUAUGGAAGGUACGGUGGUUUAGAGGUAAAAUCCUUAAAAGGAGAUAUUGACGUCGUAAUGAAGGAGUACUCAUACCAAAACGUGAAGAUGAGACGCUGUAAGAAACUUCUCGCAGACAGCAAAGCCAACGGAAGAAUAAUGAACCCGAAUCAUUGUUUGCCCGUUUUAGAAGCGAUAUUAAACCGCCCCCAGAUGGCGAUGCGCCGUGAGCGAGCUCUUGGAUUCGAUUCACCCUCCCCGACUCCGUCUGACGAACGCGAAGCGGAAGAAGAACCGCCGCGCCCUCCGAGGACCAAUUUCCGGUUGCCGCCAGUUACGGCGACCCGGCUUUAUACCCCAGCUAAGUCAAAACGCGGGAGUCCACAGAAAGGCGCCAUCGCGGAAGUUCCACAUAUGGAAAGAGCAUAUACUGUAAUAUGACAUGUACAUUUCUACAAAUGUGUCUACACACGAAGUAGAUACGGUUUCAAACUAUCUUUACAAAUUAAAAAUUAUAAAUUAUAUUUGAUAGUUUUUAUACGCC